This is a messenger RNA of Liolophura sinensis, 3101 nucleotides long. RefSeq names its product voltage-gated potassium channel subunit beta-2-like. The transcript is spliced from 15 exons. The coding region runs from base 216 to 1229 and encodes 337 amino acids. Lineage: Eukaryota; Metazoa; Mollusca; Polyplacophora; Chitonida; Chitonidae. The record is from RefSeq and is a predicted model, not a curated record. Gene Ontology annotation, molecular function: voltage-gated potassium channel activity; transmembrane transporter binding; potassium channel regulator activity. Gene Ontology annotation, biological process: potassium ion transport; regulation of potassium ion transmembrane transport. Gene Ontology annotation, cellular component: voltage-gated potassium channel complex; cytoplasm.
AUGGAACCUCGGGCACUUAUUUUUUUCUCCCAAAAAUUCUUAUGACUAUCUCUUUGGAAUGACCAAGGUAAUAUGACUGAGGGAAAAUAAGGGAAACAUUGUGCUCAAGUCUGGACUUGCAUGUUGUUGCACAUCUGGUAAUACAAGCUCUGGAGAUCAGUCAAUCAUCUUACAAAUCAAUUGGCUUCUGGGUACAGCUGUUAACACCUGUCAACAUGAGUACCCUCAUUCAGUACAGGAAUUUGGGAAAAUCCGGACUACGUGUUUCCAACAUUGCCUUGGGAACAUGGGUGACAUUUGGGGCCCAGAUCACAGAUGAGAUGGCUGAGGAGAUUUUGACCCUGGCAUAUGAGAGUGGAAUCAAUUACUUUGAUACUGCGGAAGUUUACGCGGCUGGCAAAGCUGAGACUGUUCUUGGUAAAGUCUUGAAGAAGAAGGCUUGGAGACGUUCCAGCUACAUCGUGUCAACAAAGAUCUACUGGGGUGGCAAAGCUGAGACAGAGAAAGGGCUAUCCAGGAAACACAUCAUUGAAGGUCUGAAAGCUUCCCUGGAGCGCCUACAGCUGGAGUAUGUUGAUGUUGUGUUUGCUAACAAACCUGAUCCUCACACCCCCAUGGAAGAGAUUGUGAGAGCUUUCACUCACUGUAUCAACCAAGGCUGGGCCAUGUACUGGGGAACAUCCAGGUGGAGCCCAAUGGAGAUCAUGGAGGCGUAUUCCGUGGCUCGCCAGUUUAACCUCAUCCCACCAAUCGCUGAGCAGGCAGAGUAUCACCUGUUUCAGAGAGAGAAGGUGGAGCUUCAGAUGCCAGAACUCUAUCACAAAAUAGGUAUUGGUACAAUCACCUGGUCUCCCCUGGCUUGUGGUAUUUUGUCAGGGAAGUAUGAUGACGGGGUUCCUAUCUACUCCAGGGCAGCCAUGAAGGGUUAUGGCUGGCUGAAGGAAAAGAUACUGAGCGAGGAGGGAAGAAGACAGCAGGCCAAGCUGCGAGAAGUAGCACUCAUCGCAGAUAAGCUAAACUGUUCUCUCUCACAAUUGGCUAUUGCAUGGUGCCUGAAGAAUGAAAAUGUCCAGUGUGUCAUGUUAGGGGCCUCCUCAGUGGACCAGCUCUAUGAGAACAUACAGGCCUUACAGUAUGUGCCCAAACUGACGCCAGUGCUCAUGGGUGAGCUGGACAAGAUCCUAGGUAACAAGCCCGCGGUCAUACGAAGGGAGCCACCGCAAAGGUGACUAGAACCGAAACCUUCCACCUCACACAGCUCACGGCCCACCAUGUCCCACGGACAGGCAGGGGCGGGCAAUACGCCCCCAUGCGUCAUCCAGUAAUUACACACCCAGCCGAGAACACAGCCAGCACCAGUGAGAACUUCAAAUUAGACCGACUCCAAAAACCACAAUAUUCAUUAUUACAGAGGCACAGUUUUAUGUGAUACAAUCCCUGCAUUGUCAUUUAAAGGAUAAAUGAAAAGGAACUAUAAAACAAAAACUAGUGGAGAGUUUGAAACACAACAGCUUCAGAUCUCUCCUGAAAGAGAAUGGCUUUAUCAGCAGAGGUGUCCAGAGCAGUGAGUGAUGUUCCCGAUAUUACCAGACUUAAAUCUAGGCAGAAUGAUUCCCCCACCCCCCAGACAGGCAGACGGUUUUUACGACACAGCUAUAUGAAGCAACUACCGCUAUCAGCAGACGUCAUGCAAAAUGCGCGGGAAAUUUCUUUUAAGAGCAAUAAAUUUGAAACUGAUGUACUGAUGGAAGAGUACCUGAGUUGUAGGACUUGUCCAUACAUACCUACUCAGCCUGCCCGCAUUGAAUAGACCACGCACAGUAGAUCCCACCAUCUAGAUAAUAGGAUGUCGCAGUCAGCAAGUUCCUGUGCACAUGUCAGAACAGGCAUGCCAUGUGUAUGCCCUCCAUCAGCAGGUACUAUGCAUAAAUGAAACAUUGGUCCUCUACAUAUAUGGCUGUGAAAACAUAAACCUGCAUAUUGCUGUUAGGAAGGCUCAGGUGUCAUUUUUUGUUCAGGUGGAGACAUUGCCUGACUCAAACUGUGUGACAGUUGUGUGGCUUGAAAUAGUCAGUGACAGUCAGUACCUCUUGGCAGCCAGUACAGCAAGUAUGUAUUGGCUGAAUAUUGACAACGAGAAGUCUUCUUCAUUGUUAACAAUAUUCCAGUCCAGCUUUUCCCACCAACUACGACAACAUGUACACGUGCUAGGAUGACUAGCAGACUACAGUUCCUGCUGCACCAUGGUGUUGUGUCUAAAAACCUGACAGUCAGUGGUAUAAACCCAAUUCUGCCGUCUCCCAAAUUCAUUUCAUGCUGUUGUUCCCCGGACGUGUGAUAAUUAUCCGGCCGUGAAGCUUUCAAUCUUCGAGGUAAAAAAAAAAACUAUGACAUUUUUUGUCUGUAAGCCAGAUAGGUGUUACAGCUAUACUCGUUGUUUUAGAAUGGAUUCUGAGAGCGUGUAUGAGGAGAAACUCCGAAUCUCUUGUUGUAAAUAUACAAAUGGGAUCUUCUCUUGACACAAGAUCAAUUUUGACACAUUUUUCGAGCUUGUAUACUUCGGGGUGAAUUUGAUGUGCAGAGAUUUUUUUCCGAAAACUUUCAUGAAUGUCUAUUUGUGAUUAGGACUGAGCAUUUUUUCUACAUUCAUCAGUUCUCAUGGGAUUUCUGUAAACAAGUACAUGUACUUGUGCAUGCAUAACCUUGUAUGUGAGUUAAUGUUUGUUCAGUAUAGAAUGUCAGCAUGUACUUGUUCAUACCACAGGUAUAUGUAUUGUGUACCAUUAUACAUGUACAUAUUAUAGCAUUACCCCAUCCAACUUUUCUCUAUACAAAUACCUAUUAUUUGUUUCUCCAUUCAUUUGUAAUUUGUACUUGCAUUAUUGAAAUUAGACCAUACAAAUUUCAGGUACAUGUUAAUUUUUUAAUGAUCAGGCCACUGGUGAGUUGUAUGUUAGUUAUGACUACAGCAUCUUUUUUCACACAUUGUUAGAUUGACCUGUAUGCUCUUUUUGUGGAGGAUCAUCCAUUUCUCUGUACUUCAUAGUAACUUGUCCCGAAUCUGGUCUGUAGCUGUUGUAAUAAUAAUGUAAAAGACAGGC